Molecule: messenger RNA, 444 nt
Organism: Botrytis fragariae
Lineage: Eukaryota; Fungi; Ascomycota; Leotiomycetes; Helotiales; Sclerotiniaceae
Exons: 1
Coding region: 1-444 (147 amino acids)
Source: RefSeq, a predicted model, not a curated record
AUGGGUGCCAAAAAAUUGUUCUUCAAGCUUCGAAAGUUUCAAAACGGAAUCAAACCUUCUUGCGCUCAGAAUCCGCAACUCCAGAGGGUCUCCACGAAUGAAUCGUUAACCUUUUCCUUUUAUGAAAGAAGGAAGGCGACCGAGAACAGAUUAGCAAAGGAAAGAGGGGUAAGAAACUUUUUAGUAGAAGAAGAACAAAGGAAAAGGAGGAAAGACGAGAAGAACCGAUUAAAAAAUGAGGCAAAAGAAGCAAGACAGAGGGUGGCUGAGGAAUUCGCCAUGGGCCAAUUAAGUUUGAAAGAGAUGAAGGCCCAGCUAAAGAAAUCGAAAAAGAAGGAGAAGGCAACGAAUGGUGGUUUUACUCCUAGGAAUCCUGAUGAGGACGAUAUUGAUGGGGAGUGGGACUGGAAGGGCGACGCGGUGAGCUUAAGAGAGUGGGCUUAA